AAUUACCUAAUAUAAGUAUAUUUAUCAGUUCUUAUUAACCCUGCGCCUCAUCUCCUCCUUAAUGAUGGAACGUUGAUCUCUCUGAUCUCUCCACCCAUAGCAGUCGAUCCUUGUAUUCUCUUCAUCCAAAAGUUUUCUAUUCAACCCUGUUGUUGAAUCCCAUCUCUUCCUUGUAUCACCAUAUCCUGCCUGAUUUCAAGUAAAAGCUUGCCGGGAGACGUUACCAAGGUGCCACACUUAUUUGAGUUCAGCGGUUAACUGAUACUAAGGGUAAGGCCAAGGCCUAGGAAGAUGAUGAGAGAGUGGAACGCGUGCCAAGAUGAGUUAACGGGAACGACCAUGGCGGCUUUUAGCUAGAUAUUAUUUUGUCUCAGUAAUUUAGUCUUAUAAUAAAGAGAUUAUUAUUAUUUUAUUUUAUUUUAGAAUUUGAUGUUUGAAUAAAUUCCUGGAUCCAGGUGGUUAUCACAUUCUCUGGUGAUAACUAGAUUUUAUUAAGUUUUUAUUUGGAGUUAUUUUAGUUAUGUUUGAGUUUUUAUCAGGGUUAUUUCUUAAACAAACGGCCGUUAUAUUACAGUUAAUUUUUAAAAGUAGUAUGCUAGUGUAACGUUUCCUUUAACCCUGAGAGGGGCGUUACAAUAAAUCCCUAGUCACUCUUUCUAGCAUAGUCGAGCUAGACAUAACAUCCCGAGGUGCAUCUCCUAUAGAUGUUGACCAAGGACGGAAUGGAAGUCCUGAUGAUGCUACCACGAGUACAUCUUCCUACUCAGGCCAUCAGCUAGAACCUAGUUCGAAACUGAUGUCAACGGGCAAUCCUGAGGAUCCCGGUGUUUCACCCGACGUAUCAUCACCUCCGCAACAAGAACAAACUCCGUCCAGUCCCUCGGACAAACUUGAAGAAAUCCUAGUAUAUGACAAGUGGACUCGUAAGUGGACUGAAUGGGAUGAUCUGAGAAUGGAAACAGAACAAGAUGACAUGCAACGGGAUUGGAUGCUUAUGGAGCUUCUUAGAAGAUGUGCUGAAGAGAUGAUUGGGCUCGACAAAGACGAGAUAAGAGAAGGAGAAAAAUACAAGGAGCCUGAAUCUGUCAUUAAGCAAAAGACUACUCUGAAACCUCUGGACAGUGUUAGGAUCAAGACUCCCUUUCUGGAAGAAAUCAGAGAGCGAAUUUGGCGCACACCUGAGAAGAUCAAGACCUACAGAGAACUCAGGAUGUGUGGCAUCAAUCACCUCAAAGGAAGAGACAGAGGUGGAAACUUGUACAUGCUGGGACACAGAUCCACGGGAGAACGACGACAAAUUUUGAAUCAUAAUCUUGCAACAAGCGGAUGUCCAGUACAAACAAUCCUGAAAGUAACAGAAGAAUACUUGGAGAAAAUCAAAUUCUUGGUCUUUCAUCUACAAAGAACUGAUGGAUCAACAUUCACCUUUCAAGAAAAUGAUUUCUUUCUGCUACAUAUGGACAACGUCUAUCAAAUGUUUAUGAGAUGCAGAGAGCUACCAGUCCAUAAAGAUAGACUUGCAAAGGAACGUUUUGAAGCCAUAAAAAGGUUCAUGGUGAGACAAAUUCGAUAUCAUGGAGGUCAUGAUCUUCAGAUGGGCCUGGAAAGGAAUUAUCCCAAAGUGAACCUUACAAAGCCAGACCUUGAUAGACCAGGGAUAGAAGACUUCCCAGAAGAUCACAUCUUUGACAAUCCAGUCUCGGUCAUCUACCUGAAUCAUGAAGGAAAGAAGCGGCUUUUGUUUGUCAAAGAAAUAAACAAAUAUUGCGAUGGAACACUGAAGAUCAUCAGAAAUAGGCUGAAAUAAAAAAGGGAAGAACUUGUCAAGAAGUCAACAGAAGCUACAAAGGAUGAACUCAAGGAGCUGGAAAGAACAGAAGAUAUCCUAAAGGCCAUCAAGACACAACUUGAAAACAGAAAUUCACUCAGGAGCUAUGAGCAUGCACUUAAUCUCAGAAAGAACUAUUACAAAGCUCAGAAGUGAAGAAACCCAGCAAGACGACACUUGACCACAAAGGGGGAAAUUGUUAGAACUUAUAUUGUGGGUCAAGUUUGUCUGUAAUGUCUUGUUUAAUAAAAUAGACUAGUUAUACCAUUUAUGGUAUUAGAUUAGUAAUUAUUAUGUAAUAAAUAAGUUAAAGGGAAUAAGGCCCAAAAAGGCCUUGGCCCAACUUCCAAGGUUUACCUAAAUCGGUAACCUGUACAGCGCCUAUAAAUAUGCGCCUUGUGUACAGGUACCGAUAUCGAUCAAUAUACCUUAGCCUUACGCUGCCAAAUUUC
Messenger RNA from Cuscuta epithymum, 2280 nucleotides. NCBI's taxonomy places the organism in Eukaryota, Viridiplantae, Streptophyta, Magnoliopsida, Solanales, Convolvulaceae. The record is from the annotation of a GenBank genome assembly.